UCAGACGCAGCCAUUUCCCGCCAAGGGGUCGGUUUCGAGCAAUCAAGAUGAGUAACCGCUCCUAAAAUAGCUUUGCGACCAGGGCUAGCCCAGCUGCUGGAAAAUCUGGAGAUGGACAAGAGUUCAAUGAGACAGGAGAAACAAGGCCAAUGCGGGCGUCGAUGCGUGUUAGUGACAUGGAUUUUGUUUUAGCGCUCUUGCCUGCUGGGAGAGGCGCUGGAGAGACGCUGGAGAGGUGCGUUUUAGUGGCCUCAAACAUGGACGUUUUAGCAAUUGAAGCCCCAUGGAAGCGGCACAGUAUCACCGUGGAUGGCUUCAAUAUGAAGCUCUGUGAUAAGCUCCUAGUUACCUAUCAAGAGCUUCGGGAGUGCUCUGUCUGGUACCAUACAAACAAAUUCGGCUUCCCUGAUACCCCCUUUCAUCCAUCCACGUCUUUGGAGUCUGGCCAUGGCCAAUGUAACCCUAUUGUUUCCAAGACUCGCAAUCUGUUGCCUCUUGGCAAUCCGCACUGACUAACGAGAGCCGAGGCUCUAUAAACGAAAGAAACAGCCUUGCCCGUAUGUGAUUCACAAAGUAUAGUAGUCAUCAAUUUAAAUAAGCAAUCAGGUCCACUUCAACUAUAUCAAAGUCAAUAGUUUGCGAAUAUACAAAGGUUCAUGUCAUCACUAAAAAGAG
Trichoderma harzianum CBS 226.95 is the source of this 675-nucleotide messenger RNA. RefSeq lists its product as hypothetical. The record is from RefSeq and is a predicted model, not a curated record. Lineage: Eukaryota; Fungi; Ascomycota; Sordariomycetes; Hypocreales; Hypocreaceae. Bases 150 to 512 code for a protein of 120 amino acids. The transcript has a single exon.